Messenger RNA from Motacilla alba alba, 4533 nucleotides. RefSeq names its product RNA binding motif protein 15 (gene RBM15). Gene Ontology annotation, cellular component: nucleus. The record is from RefSeq and is a predicted model, not a curated record. NCBI's taxonomy places the organism in Eukaryota, Metazoa, Chordata, Aves, Passeriformes, Motacillidae. The transcript has 2 exons. Gene Ontology annotation, molecular function: mRNA binding. Bases 326 to 3142 code for a protein of 938 amino acids. Gene Ontology annotation, biological process: regulation of alternative mRNA splicing, via spliceosome.
ACCGUCCAAUGAGAUCGCCGCGCCCUUUCUAACUGCCCAAUGAGCGAGCGGGGCUGGGAGGCGCGCGACGGCGGCAGCUCCCGCCCCCUCCGCGGGAGCACGGGGCUGGCUGGCAGACCGACAGCGCAGCGAGCCAAUGGGAACGCGCAGCGCCAGCAGCUGGGCGGAGCACCCCCGCGGCGACAGCCAAUGGGCGAGGGCGCCGCUCUGGGCAGCCAAUGGGCGCGGGGAGGCGGCGCGCGCUGCCGGCGCGGCUCCCAAGAUGGCGGCGGGUGCGUGAGCGGGGCGGUCGGGGAGGCCCGGCGGGAGCGCGGCCGCCGCCGCCAUGAAGGGCAAGGAGCGCUCGCCCGCCAAGGCCAAGCGCUCCCGGGGCGGCGAGGACUCGGCGUCCUCCUCCUCCUCCUCGCGCGGCAGCAAGAAGCCGAGCGGCUCGUCCGGCGGAGGCGGCGGCUCCAACGGCGGGAAAGCGGCGGCGGCGUCCGGCGAGAGCAACAGCGGGAGCGGCCGGCGCGGCGCCCACGCGGACAAGGGCGGCCGCGCCGGCAGCCGCGAGUACGAGAGCGGUUCGGCGGCGGCCGCGGGCGGCGGGGGCCGGCACGGCUACGGCGGUAAAACCGCGGAGGCGUCGCGAAGCAGCAGCAGCCGCGGCGGUGAAUCGCGAGCGGCCGCCGCCUCCUCCUCCUCCUCCUCGUCGGAGCCGGGCGGCGGCGAGUACAAGACGCUGAAGAUCAGCGAGCUGGGCUCGGCGCUGAGCGACGAGGCGGUGGAGGACGGGCUUUUCCACGAGUUCAAGCGCUUCGGCGACGUGAGCGUCAAGAUCAGCCGGCUCCCGCCCGGCGCCGGCGCCGCCGACGAGCGCGUGGCCUUCGUCAACUUCCGCCGGCCCGAGGACGCGCGCGCCGCCAAGCACGCCCGCGGCCGCCUCGUGCUCUACGACCGCCCGCUCAAGAUCGAGGCCGUCUAUGUCGGCGGAGGCAGCGGCCGCCGGCGCAGCAGCCGCUCCCCGGCGCUGCUGGACAAGGAGUCUCCCUACGGCGCGGCGGCGGUCGGGGCGGUGGCGGCCGCCGUGCGGCACCCGCCGGCCGGGGCCGCGCAGCGGGCGCUGUCCCCCGCGGGCAGCGGCGGAGCUUUGGGAUACCGGGACUACCGGCUGCAGCAGCUCGCCCUGGGCCGGCUCCCGCCGCCGCCGCCGCUGCCGAGGGAGCUGGAGAGGGAGCGGGACUACGGCGGCUUCUACGAGGCGCGGGUGAGGCCGGCCUACGGGCUGGAGCGCGUGGCCGGCGUGGCGGCGGCCGGGGGAUUCCGUGGAGGGGGAGGAGGUGCCGGAGCGGCCACUGAGGAGGAGAUCAGCCCCGAGGAUGACCAGAGAGCCAACCGCACGCUGUUCCUGGGCAACCUGGACAUCACCGUGAGCGAGUCGGACUUGCGGCGAGCGUUUGACCGUUUCGGGGUCAUCACCGAGGUGGACAUCAAGAGGCCGGGGCGUGGGCAGACCAGCACCUAUGGGUUCCUUAAGUUUGAGAAUCUGGACAUGGCGCACCGGGCCAAGUUGGCCAUGUCAGGGAAGGUGCUGCUGCGCAACCCCAUCAAGAUCGGGUACGGCAAAGCCACCCCGACCACCCGGCUCUGGGUGGGCGGCCUGGGGCCCUGGGUGCCCCUGGCCGCCCUGGCCAGGGAGUUUGAUCGGUUUGGCACCAUCCGCACCAUCGAUUACCGCAAAGGGGAUUCCUGGGCCUAUAUCCAGUACGAGAGCCUGGACGCGGCGCAGGCGGCCUGCACCCACAUGCGGGGGUUCCCCCUGGGGGGGCCGGAUCGCCGGCUCCGCGUGGACUUUGCCGACACGGAGCAUCGGUACCAGCAGCCCUACCUGCAGCCCCUGCCCUUGCCACCCCCGGCUCAUUACGAGCUUGUGGCGGAGGCGGCUGCUUUUGGGGCUCACCGGGGAGCACCCCCUGACCCUCUGCGGGGGGCCCGGGACAGGACACCACCGUUGCUCUAUAGAGACCGUGACAGAGACCUUUAUCCUGAGACAGACUGGGUGCCCCCGCCACCCCCUGUGCGGGACCGGAGUAAUCGGGCAGCUGCCUAUGACCCGCUGGAAAGCCUGGAGCGCCGCCGGGAUGGGUGGUCCUUGGAGCGGGACCGAGGGGAGAGGGAGCUGGGCAGUAGCAGUAGGGAUCAGCCUAGGAAAAGGAGGCUGGCGGAGGAUGGAGGCCGGCACUUGGACCGUUCCCCUGACAGCGAGCGCUCCUCUUCCUCACGAAAGCGCCACUGCUUGGCCACAACCUCUCCCCCGGACCGCAGCCCAGAGCUCCUCGGAGGCCGGGAGCGUUACGGUAGUGACCCUGAGCGCUCGUCUCGCUUGCUCUUUGAGCGACCUUCCCCCAUCAGGGAGUCCCGCCGGGGCAGCCUGGAGCGGGGACAGAACGAAAAGCGCGACCGCAAGAAUUCCGCAGAGCGGGAGCGCAAGCACCGCGCCGCCGCUGCCGCCCAGGAGUGCAAAAGCCCGGCCAAAAAGGACGAGCGGGCGGCCGAGGGAGGCGGCGGAGGCUCCCGGCUCAAACCUCCUCCCCAGAAACAGCAGCAGGAUGGAGCGGCGCAGGCCGGGGCGGCGCCCAAGCUGUGCUUGGCUUGGCAGGGCAUGCUCCUGCUGAAGAACAGCAACUUCCCGUCCAACAUGCACCUGCUCCAGGGAGACCUCGGAGUCGCCAGCAGCCUCCUGGUGGAGGGAUCGACUGGGGGGAAAGUGGCUCAGCUCAAGAUCACCCAACGUCUCCGUCUGGACCAGCCCAAGUUGGACGAGGUCAACCGGCGCAUCAAGGUGGCGGGUCCCAACGGAUACGCCAUCCUUCUGGCCGUGCCCGGCGCCUCAGACAACCGCUCCGCAGCCGGAGCCGCCGAGGCCGCCACCACCUCCACGCAGAGGCCGCUCAGGAAUCUGGUCUCCUACCUAAAGCAAAAGCAGGCUGCUGGGGUGAUCAGCCUCCCUGUGGGGGGGAACAAAGACAAGGAGAACAGCGGGGUCCUGCACGCCUUCCCGCCCUGCGACUUCUCCCAGCAGUUCCUGGACUCCACGGCCAAGGCGCUGGCCAAAUCAGAGGACGACUAUCUGGUCAUGAUCAUUGUCCGUGGGGCGUCCUAAGGCCCUCGUGUUCUGUUCCCAACCCUGCCUACUCCUCCAUGCAGCCCCUCCAGCGUGUGCCAGGUGCUAUGGGAUACAGCCUUAGCCAGCCCUGUCGUUAUUUGAAAUAGAUCUUUGUUUGUAGGUGACUUUCCCGGGCCGAUUUUCUGUUACUACAUUUUUCUAUAAAGAUAGAAGCCAGAGAGGUCGGUUAGGAGUAGCGUGAAUAGGAUAUUUUGAGAAUUCCCUAUCAAUGGGGACAGCAGGGAGGCUCAGCCUGCUUUGAUUUACAGAAAAUAGAAAAAUAAUAAAAACUGGGGGUGGGGGGGAGGGGGGGAAAGAAAAACUCCUGUCUUCUUAAUUUAGAUUCAUGUCCUUUUUUCAUUUCAUGUAUUUUAAAGUAAGUCCCAAGAGCUCAUCCUCGAGAGAGCUCCGAACCGAACAGACCAGAUUUAAAGCACUCAGUGGAAAUGGAAAACCAUACUUUAAUAACAGACUGGUGUCACCUCCUCUUUUGAGUCCUUGAAAUUCCGUGUGGGCCUCAGGCCAGGGGCCCUUUGGCCCACGGGAUCCCUUCCCUCGGGAGCCGCAGUGGUUUCCCCGUUGAGUCGCGUGGCUCAAGGCCGACGUUUUUCAGGUGAGCAGCAGCUGCUCUCGGGUACACAGCAGAACACUGAAUUCCUUUUUGGAAAGGGAUUCCUUUUUCAUCCAGCCCCCCCAGGUGCAUGCACUGAAACUGGGCUUUUUAACAGGUGUAUUUCCCUGAUUUCCCGGUGUAUCCCAUAUGUGCACUUUGGGUUUGUAGCAGUGACUAGGUUUGGUGAAGAGCUGAGGACUUUGUUGCAAACCAGGAAUGUCUUGUGCUCACUCUGGUGUGCAGAAAACAAGGAGGUGCUUUAAGGAGAACUUGAGUUAUAUUGUGGGGUUUUGGUUUUACUGCCUUUUUUUUUUUGUUUUGUUUUGUUUUGUUUUGUUUUCCAAGAGUUGCAGGUUCAGUGGGGUCUGGUUCCACAAUGCAAACUGAGCAACAAAUCUGGUGGACUGCAGAAGACAACCACAUGGGAUACCAAGCUCUAAUGGACCUUUGGGAAGAGAAGCUGUGGCUUAUGUGGAAUUUACAUGGGCCUCCUGGUGGAAGAAAGCUUAUCUGUUUAGUAUUUGUGCAUUUUACUAAAAUGGCAGCUUUAAAAAAAAAAAAGUUGUGUAUCUGCUAUUGUGAUGCCAAUGCCCGUGUUUUAAGUGGAAAAAAAAAUGACCUCUUUGCUUUGUGCUGUGUACACAAGAUUGCUGGAAAAGUAAAGGAAUACCCUUUUUAUGGCUCACACAGCUUAAAAGUAGCUGUCACUCAAACAUGCGCUCACAGUUGAGCUGAUUUUGUUUCAUUCUAAAUAAAUUGUUUCUUUUGAGGAAAA